Linum trigynum is the source of this 2941-nucleotide messenger RNA. The record is from the annotation of a GenBank genome assembly. NCBI's taxonomy places the organism in Eukaryota, Viridiplantae, Streptophyta, Magnoliopsida, Malpighiales, Linaceae.
CCUCUCCUUCUUCUUCUUCUUCUUCUUCAAAUUUCAUUUGUGCACCAUUCAUUUUCUGAGUUUUGCGAUUAACGUUAAUUCGUAAGUUUGUUUUGUAUUAAUUUUUAUUAUGAUUUGUGAUUUUUAUGGUAAUAACUUAAUUACGGUUUUAUUGCAGAUGGCAUGGAUGGCACGAGAAGAGUUGAUCGUAUAGUGUAUCGAUAUCCAAACAGACAUGGCGGGUCGUUGUGGAAUAAGGAAUUUCUCAUUACCACUCAGGCGGACGUUGAUGCCAUGCUCCAAUUUUUUAUGACCAACAACAUUAAACAGGCAGAGAUGUUCGUUUAUACCGAGGCAGUCGAAGGCGGUGGAGAUCAUUCUGGAGAUGGCCAAACUUAUGAUAUCCACGGUGGGAGUGGAUUAUACGAAUAUAAUCCCCACCAGGAGUACCAAGACCCUCAUUCAUACCAGGAGUAUCAUGAUGGAGGUGGAGGUCAUCAUCAAUCAUUCUCAUCAUAUGAAGAAAAAGCCCAACGGUACCAUGGAAACCAACAAGAAGGCUACCAGUACCAACCCGAGUACAACUUCUACCAAGGCGGUAGUAGUUACCACAACUACCCUUACGGAGCUGAUGAAGGUGCAUUUCAUGAUCUGGAUCAGAUGGAAGAUGUCCUCCCAAUUCCAGUUAGUGACCCUGAGGAUGGCAAUGUUAGUGCAGACAGUUUCGAUCCUCUUGAAGGUGCUGAUGAUUCUGGCCCAGAUUCAGACGCAGAUGGUGCUGAGGUGUCUCGUGACCGUGUACCUAUCACGUACUACAAUCACAUUCCAAAUGAAGAUUUGUAUGUUGAUGCCGACAUGGAGCCACUAGAGGUGCCAGUAUGGGGUCCGCUCACUGAGUUUACGAAGGGCCAACAAUUUGGAACGAAGAAUGAGGUGCGGCACGCUAUUGCCACUGAAGCAAUCACUCGGAGUUUUGAAUGACACACAACCCAUUUCGACACGAAGAGGCUCAUGGUUAGAUGCCAAAAUCAUCACGAGGGAUGCAAGGCUAAGGUCCGGGCCAUCAAGAGCAAGAGAGUCAACCAUUGGGUCAUAUCCCAUGCGGUGAACACUCACACAUGUGUGUCAUCCAUAACAUUCCAAGGCCAUCAACAGUUGAAAUCCAGGGUGGUUGUCUAUCAAACAUCUAAUUGAGCAAGAGCCCGAUCGGAAGAUUAAAACCAUCAUCGCUGACAUUUCUAAUCGUUAUGGAUAUAUUAUUAACUACAAGAAGGCGUGGCAUGGAAAACAUAAAGCAAUGACCGCCGUGUUUGGUGACUGGGCAGAAUCAUAUGCAUUCCUUCCCUGAUUGAUUUUGGCAUUGGAGGUGUCUAACCUUGGCACUGUUUUCUCGCUACCGAGAUGAAGAAAUCCUGCCAUCGGAGCCAGGUAACAAAUGCCAUUUCAAGCGUCUUUUCUCGUCAUUCAAGCCAUCUAUUGAUGGUUUUCCAUUCUGUAUUCCUGUGAUUCAAGUGGAUCGAACAUUCCUUACCAGCAAGUACAAGGGGUACUCUACUCAUCGCCAGCGGAGCAGAUGCAAACAUAUGUGUCUUUCCAUUAGCCUUUGCCAUUGUUGAGGGUGAGAAUAUCGACAACUAUGGAUGGUUCUUCAUAAAAAUUAAACUCCACAUCACUAGGCGGACGAACCUAACAAUCAUCUAUGAUCACCACGUCGGGAUUAGAGCUGCCAUCUUAGGCUUAGAUCCAGCCUGGAAGUGGUCACAGAGAUUGUGCAUACGGCACUUCAAGAGCAACUGGGACCAUCAUUUCAAGAGGAGGAAGCUUACUGGUAGUCUAUGGUGGACCGGUAAGCAUUCUAUUUCAUUGGUGAAGUAUUUUUCUUCACACUACUUUAGACUCUUUAUAAAGAGAUGCAUGCCUAAGGAGAAGAGGUUUAAGCGAUCAUGUGGUCUUCCCAUCUCCUAGAAAAAUCGGGUAUUAAGAGAUCCUCAGAUCCCCCCUUUUUCUGUCAAAAAGGUUGUGUUUCUAAGGAGAUGUAUACCUCUCCUAAGAGUCUAACGAGUGUACUUGUAUUGCUUUAUUAUUGAAAACGCUUAAUACGGCUAAAGACUUACCUUACGCUUCUUUUUUUAUAUUCAUCAGCUAUAGCCUACCAGGAGAAAAAAUUCAAAGACAAGCUGCAGAAGAUCCGUGAUCUAAGUCCUAAAGGUGUGUUGUGGUUGGAUCAACAUGACCUAGUCAUGUAGACUUUUCAUAAAGACGGAGGAACCAGGUGGGGUAUUGCCACAACAAACUCAAGUGAGAGUAUCAACAAUGUCUACAAGGGAGUUCAUGCACUGCCAAUCUCUAACAUUGUGGAGAUGACUUUUUGGAAAACGAACCAUUGGUUCGUCAAUCGACUCCAUUGGGAUGAAAAGAGCGAGGCACAUGGUAAGGUGCACUCUGAUAAAGCACAAAAAUUAUGGAAGAGGAUAACAAGAAGAGCUCUCGGCACACUGUAACCGUUAUGAAUCACAAUGCUGAUGAGUUUUCAAUCGAGACUGGGCACUGGGAGGAUGGGAGACGUGGGGGGGAAUCACCAUAACGUUAAGAUCAACUUCAGGACAAAACAAGGAGAUUGCUCUUGCAAGAACUAUCAGGGGAGAGUUUUCCCUUGUUCUCAUGAAAUGGUCGUAAUCAAGCAUAGGAGCAAAGACCCCCGUUACUUCGUUAGUCCAUACUUUAACAUCGAUUCACUCAAAAGCUCGUAUGGAAGGAGUUUCUGUGCUUUGCCGGAUGAAGCUUACUGUCCAGUGUAUGAAGAAAAGGUCAUAAUCCCACCAAUCGGACUACUGCGUGAGACAGGUUAGCCUAGGGUAACGGGGAUUCCCAACGAGAUGGAUCAAAUAUUCAGACCACCGCGAGGGCCACGUCGGUGUUCCAUCUGCAAAGUUCUAGGGCAUGAUAAACGAAAAUGUUAGGA